Menidia menidia (Atlantic silverside) is the source of this 2028-nucleotide messenger RNA. Lineage: Eukaryota; Metazoa; Chordata; Actinopteri; Atheriniformes; Atherinopsidae. The record is from the annotation of a GenBank genome assembly.
CUGGGUGUGAAGAUGGCGGACGGGGAGGCCCAGCACGACUGUUUUCCUGCUGGUGAUUUUAGUGAAACGAUUAGAAAACUCUCGCGGCGAUUAGAAAAACUCCAAGAAGUUUUGGUUAUAAAAAGUGUUGAUUCUCCGUUCCAGUCCUCAUCUGAAUAUUGUCAUGAAUUUUGUUCGACGCUGUUGGAGUGUGCGGGCUGCUGGAGGAUCGAGGAGGAGCCUUUGCCAGUGGUGCAGGUCUACAUAGUUGCUCUGCUGAGUUAUGCCCGGGCAUCUCCAUAUCUGUCCCCGCAGUGUGACAGUGUUUCUCUUGUGGCUGAGAGGCUCUCACUAAGCUUUGUAGAGCUUUUGCUUUCAACGAAGGACAUUCCAGAUGUUUUAUGGAAAGAAUUGAAGUCAUCUGUGCAGGUUGCACACAGCAAACUUCUGGAGAGUGGAAUAACCCAGUUCUCAAUUCUGUGUUCCUUGAGCCAAUAUGAUGGUAUUUGGACCAAUAGGAUCCUACAAGGCCUUCUGACCAACGCUGACCUCCAAACAAAACAAGUUGAGGAGUUCCUUGUGCUGGAAGGGAGGGUCCUGCUGCAGAUGAGAGUGAAGCAGCUCAUGAAGGAAAACCAGUUUGUGAAAGCUGCUUUUCUGGCAAAGACCUGCGCCGAUUAUUCCGCCUUCCAAGGAAAGGGAACUUUCAAGCAGAUGUACCUGGUUUCUCUCUGUAAAACUUCAGAACAGAAUCGGCUCAUGGCUGAGCUUUCAAAGGAAGACUGCCAUGAUGCAAUAGAUAUGAUCUGCAACCUGGAGUCAGAUGGAGAUGACAGUGGAGCUUUCGGUUUAUGUUCAGCCUUCUUGACUCGUCAGCUUCUCCAAGGAGACGCAUACUGUGCCUGGGAGCUCACUCUGCUUUGGAGUAAGCUUUUGAGAAGGUUGGAGCCAUCGGAGCAGAUUUUCUUGGACAGAUGCCACCAAAUGUCUCUGCUAUCCACAUCAGCGUACCACAUCCUGUUUCUCAUUAAGGUCAUCCAGUCAGAGAUUGACCAGAAUGGUCUCCAAAUGUGCAUUGAGAUGUGCAUACGGGCCCUACAGAUAAAACCAGACGAUGGAAAAACGAAAGCUACUUGGUCUUUUGACCCAGAGUUCUGGGACUGGAAGACACUAAAGCGUCACUGCCUGGAGCUAAUGGGAGAAGAGGCAUCAAUAGUGUCGUCCAUUGACUCUUUAAAUGAUGCUGAGAAACAAGAGGAAGGUUGCACGACCUUCACCAUCCAGCACAAUCUGAUCCUCCACUACCGGGCUGUGCAUCAGUCUGCUUUUUCCGCCCUGGAGGUGAACAAAGAGCUGAACACGAGCGAAGGACUGGAUCAAAUGAUGGACCAUGAAGAACAGCAGCCAGAGUUCCCUCAAAUCUUUGAGUUCAGGAGUGAUGACUCCAAAUCAGAUUACACCUCUGAUGCGUCGGACAAUGAUAUGGCGGCACCUUCCUGUCUGGGAGGAGGGCGAGGGGAAAAGUCCCAGCCUGUUCUGCGUCGCCGGGGCCCAGCCGGAGCAUCGGGUCUAUUGUUCGACAAGAAAUUACCCAACGACGGAAGCUCCAAUAGCUCUGUGCCCCUAAAACGAAAACGUGGACGCCCACGAAAACUCAUUGAAAAAAUAGUCAAGAGAAAGAAAACUUUGCAUGUGACCAAGACUGAGAUAGUUUACGGCAGGGAGGCUGAAUCCCAGUCAUCUUUCUCCACACACACGGAGCAGUGCGCCUCUUUUAAACCCAUGGGAUUUGAAAUGUCCUUCUUAAAGUUUCUGGAACAGUCAUCUGAAUACAAUGUGACGAGGACAGUAACCAGGCCAGAAAAGGGAGAGAUCCGAGCUGGCCCCGGCACCAGAGCCUCCUGUGUGAAGUUUAGCAACCGCCAGAACUUGAAAUCUCUGAGUAACGUUAGAAUAAAGCUCGAUGCAGCCUUUUCCGAGAUGAGCCACCCAAUGCUGAGACAGCUGCAGGACAUGCGGCCGGCGGUCAUAUUGGAACAGUUUGACUGA